CUCGACGAGGGUAGUGCUGCGGCGUCAUCCGGUACGAAACAUUCGGUCGUGGGAGAAUUAUGUGCCCCAGCAAACGUGUACAAAACAUUCUUUUUUACAACAAAAAAUAAACAGUUCUCCUAGCAAUUGUCUAUCGUGUGUUGUGGAUGGGUGAAUGGGCAAUAGUGCAAUAAGCCUUGUAACAAAUUAAACAGUGAUCGAUUAGAUGGCUACACUGCUAGUGAUGUGUAUGUGAGUUUUGUAAUAGAAGCAAAUUAAUAGCUUUACUAACGUAAACCGUGUGUAAUGCAAAACUCGCAAGCAAAUUUCAGUGAGCUAGCAAACAAAAAACAAACGGUGACAUUCGAUCACUUACGGUGUGCGUGUGAUCGGUUUGUGCACACAAAAAGAAAGAGAUCAAGUUUCAUCUUCGAUCCGCAAGCACAAAGUUGAAAGAAAUUCCGUUACAUAGUGUCCUGCCAGCCGUACAACCACAGCGAAAUAAGAAAAUAAGCAAACAACAAAAAAAAAACAAAGACACACCACCGAGAAGGCCUUCGUGUGGACCCGAAGCGAAGAAAAAGCUCUCCGCUACCGCAAGCAACGAACCCUCGCACUAUUAGAGCAGCUCCAGCUUGCCUUUCGUAACGUGAUCCCAGGGAAUGUCACCGUCCAAACUUUGUCGACCAAAGCCUUUCACCUAGCUGCUGCUGUGUUGUUGUAGGGGUCCCGAAUAUAAAACAAAAACCCCUUACGAAACAUCCCCUUGUGUGUCUGUGCGCGGAUAAAAUGAAGAACUGUGAACCGAACGCACUGGUCCAAAAUUUGGCAGCAACUUGUUAGCUACGUUUCGUGAAAAAGCGCGAAACUUAAGAACCAAGUGGAAACUAUCUGCGCGAAAAGAAAAACGCUCAGCCUACUUAUUAGCAAUCAAGAACAGCUGUCACGAAAAAAGCAACAAGUUAGGCGCCUGGAAAGUAGAACACACAACCUUCUCCUGGUAGCGAUGGCCCAUUUUUCGAUCACCGAAAUGCCGGACUUGAAGGUGACGGAUACGUUCCCGAAGAGUGGCCGUGUAACGGAAGUUUGCAAAGAAUGGUUGGUCCGGGAGGAUGGUGCCUUAGCUUAUCAACUGCAGAACCAAGAGAUUAGUGAACAUUACAAGGGUAAUAAACAGCGCAACCAAAUCGUUCGUCAGGAUUUUCCGACCGCUCUUUCGGAACAGAUCCGCGAAAAGGAGGAUGCUGAGCGACAGGCUGCUCUUUACCAUCAAAUGAUCAAUGAGCAAGAAGAAAUGGAUGCGAAGGUAGCUCGGGACAUUGCGCAGCAGCUGAACCGUGAGGCCCAAGCAAAGCGGCAGAUGGAGCUACAGCGUGGAGAAAUGUUGGCCCGUAAGCUACAGGAGCAAGCGAAUUUGGGCGAUCGUAGACAUCCGCCCGGCGGUGCAGGACACUCGGGGCGACAGCCCGUUCAGGAGCAAAAUCAAUUUCCCCUGCCACCACGGACACAUCCAAAGCCCAAACCGGGAAUUGCAAACGGGACUCAGGAAUAUUCGGCUAAUUCCGGCAUGUCACACUUUAUGGCACACUCCCCAUCUCCGCAAAUACAAAGCAAUGAACCGGGACUACAUUAUGCUUCGUUGGACUUGAAUGCACCGAAACGACCACCUCCACAACCAGUAUUCCAGAAUGGCAGAGCGCCUCCUUUAAGCCCUACUCACCAUGUCGGAGGUUACCAGGAGCGUACGGAAAUAUUUCCAGAACAACAGCAUCACCCAGCAGCCAACUUUAAUCAAUACUCCGACGACGAAGAAGAACCACCCAUUUCGGGUGGGGCAGGCACAGGAGGAGCUUAUGCCAAUAUAAAUCUUCACUCACACACACCGGAAAAGAAACAACCACCGCCUCCAGCCGGUUUGUCGCACCGUCAAUAUGGCCGCUCGGAUCGUUCUCAUGCAAUGCAACAGAACACGGAUAACGUAGACAGUAUUCGCCCUUAUAACAUGCCGCUCUCCAAUGAUGACUUCCAGUAUCAGUACCCUUUGCCACCGACGGUAAACAAUAUAUCUGCUUCUUCUAGUAGAAACGGUGGACAUGCGUCUGGGGUAACCCGCUAUAGCCAUAACAACAUCGUCCCGACAACAGAAGCUGACUAUCAGAACAAUACAAACUUCAACAAAAUGUCACCGGAAAAGUACGUUACUCCGACACCAAAUCACCAAGGAGCGGCAGUUGGAGGAGAACCACCUUUCGAAGGUGGACCCUAUCCUCGACGCAGCGAGGCACCACCAUUACAGCGUACCGCGAACCCAAUCAACUACAACCUUUACGAUGAUGAUGAUAUCGAGGAAGCGCUGGCAAGCACCAGUAGUGGAACUUACACGGCGAUACCACUCAAUCAGCUUGGACUUCCGGUCGAUGCUGGACCAGGACCGAGCAAUCGGUACUCAAAUGGGGGAGCUACACCGAAAGGUGUACUUCAUCAUCAUCAUCCGCAUGGAGGAAUCUAUCAGAAUCAACCCCACUCAUCCCACGCCUCACCGAGUCACUCGAAAAACAGUAGCUACGACAAGACGGAUCGUAUUCGCACGCUACAGGAUCUUGGGUUACCGCCGGAAGAGAUACAGGAGAUUGAUAUGCGACUCGAGCAGGAAUUGCGUGAUGCGGAAUUGGCACGGAAGCUGCAGGAAGAGGAAGGUGGCCAGGUGGAUCAGGAAUUUAUCGACCGCAAGGUAGCGAUGGAAGCACAAGAUAAAGAGCUAGCCAAAAUGCUACAGGAACGAGAACGUGCCAAAGCAAAGCGUGCCCGCGAGAAGGCCCGCCUUAAGAAGGAGCAACGUUUGCAGCAACAGAAACAAGAGCAACGUGCUGAUGGUACUGUAUCGGAGGACGAUCCGGCAGCAUUCGGUGAAAGCGUGGGAGAUCCGUCCAAUCAUUCCACCUCGCCUGGUGCUGGUGAUGGUGAUGCUGCUGCUGCUAUCACUGAUGCUUCCUACUCGAACCCGAUCGAUAUGCUGCAGCAACAGCAACGACCACCAAAAUUAAUCUCCCCUACUGGAUCUUCUUCCGGUGCGAGAGGAUAUUACGGUCCAACGGUACCAGUACCAACUACGGAACAUCCGCUGUAUAAUCAUCGUACGCAGGGUAGCAUAUCGUCGCAUGGUUCUGGAUCGGGUAGCAUCAACAACAGUCAUAAUCAUCCGCAGCAAGCGAACCCAUCGAUUGGUCCGAUUAGUGAUGAAAAUUACUCAAAUCCGAUUGAUAUGAUAAAGCAGCAGAAACAGCAACAGCAACUACUGUUUCAGCAACAGCAACUCCUGCAGCAGCAGCAGCAGCAACGGGGUGGACCUAACUUGAAACUAUCGGCCAACGUACAACGAUUGGUGGAGAACGGUCGAAAGGAGGAUGAAAUUUAUGUGCUGCCCGUUUCGCAGGAAGAUCAUCCAGCCGUUGAUCUGCAUUUAUCACAACGAACGCCUCCAAGAGCGUCAAUGCAGCCGGUCCAUGAUGCACGUGGAGUAGUAGCAAACGGGAAUCGAUUAAUUUCAUCACCUGGUUCGAGAAAUCAAUACAUGGAUGAUAAUAUCGCUGCAAAGAUUGAUCCGACAUUCGGUGGAACAGGAAUGGGACAUUCGCCAACAUCCACCGGUACAUCCUCAUCUGCCGCAAACACAUCGCAGCCAGAUAUCCUCGAAUUCUCUGAUCCCGGUUCCUCUAGUCCAGUACCGCCACCGUACAUGCCGAUACAGGGAACACGCCGUAACAACGCAACAGAUGGAAAGAAGCGCAAACCAAAGGAACGCUGCGCUCAGCAAUAGAUGUUGUCUCUCAAUUCAAAUGGAAUUGAUAGAAUUGUGUGAACAAAUUCGCCCUACUGCCCGUUAAGGAUGACAUAUCGAUCGCAUUUAAAGCCCUUCGUGCUGCACUCAGGAUCGAUGUGAAGUGUGUGUGUGUGCGUUUUAAAGAUUAUACACCACACUACUUUGUAAUCCGUUUAAAAGAAGCUGCUGUAAAGUGAAGGCUGAUAUUUACAGCCAAUUAGUGUGUAAGAGCGUUGCUUAACAUGUUUCUGCGAGUGCAAGGUGAUUGCUUGAUUGUGAAUCUGGCUCACCAUAUUUAUCGAACGUUAGGGUUUUGUCUACAGAUAGGUGCACCGCUAUUGGUGCUGUGCGGCUCAGUGAAUGAUGGGUUUUGUAAUAAACGAAAAAAAUGAAUUUAUAUUUAAACCUCA
This is a messenger RNA of Anopheles funestus (African malaria mosquito), 4209 nucleotides long. RefSeq lists its product as uncharacterized. Bases 986 to 3796 code for a protein of 936 amino acids. The transcript is spliced from 8 exons. NCBI's taxonomy places the organism in Eukaryota, Metazoa, Arthropoda, Insecta, Diptera, Culicidae. The record is from RefSeq and is a predicted model, not a curated record.